This is a messenger RNA of Plectropomus leopardus (leopard coralgrouper), 877 nucleotides long. RefSeq names its product gametocyte specific factor 1 (gene gtsf1). Lineage: Eukaryota; Metazoa; Chordata; Actinopteri; Perciformes; Serranidae. The record is from RefSeq and is a predicted model, not a curated record.
UUGACUUAAAGUUGCUCGGGGGCAGGGCAAGAAAGUUAUCGAUUAGUCUCGCGCUGACCACCAGCUGCAAGAAAAGAAGGAAAAACGACCGUGAGUUGCUGUCCUCAGUAAAUCCCAGCAAGAAAUGGCGACCACCAUCAGAUUUGGAUCCACCAGCGGUCCAUGCAAGACAGCCUCUGAGGAGAGAGCACAGUUGACAGAGGAAAUAGAUGAGAAAGGAAAGUGUGACCCGGAUAGACUAAUGCAGUGCCCUUUUGACAAGAACCACCAGAUCCGGGCCUGCCGCUUCCCUUACCAUCUUAUUAAGUGCAGGAAGAAUCACCCGAAACUGGCCAGCGAGCUAAGAACCUGCCCCUUUAACGCUCGCCACCUGGUUCCCAAACAUGAGCUGGCAUACCACACUGAAACCUGUGAGGACAGAAUUUCUCUGGAAAUUGAAGAUGGUGAAUAUCCAAACGAACACUGCAAAUUACAGGUGCCAGUCAGCACUUGGGUGAACCCAAACAUGACUGAAGACUGGGAUACAGAGGCUGAUGAUAAUGCUGCUCCAUUUGUUUGGGGUGUAACCACGUCCCUGAAUCAAAGAGUGGAGACGGCGAAGCCCACCAACAACCUUGGUCCAAGUUUUAGGACUCCUAACAGCCUCCCAUGGUCCAUGGACAUAUAAAGGAUUUUUACUGUAUACUCAAUAGAACUGAGUGUAGGCUUAUUGCAUGCAUGCAUGUUUUUUUAAUUUGUUCUUAAGCGUUUGAAAUUUUGAAGUUGUUCUCGGGCAUUUUAGUGGCAUUUACACAUGAGCCUUGUAUUCCCCACUGGUUCAAAUGGCACUGGUUGAACAUUGUGUGCUAGUUCAUUAAAAGUGUUUGGUUCAAAUAAU